Molecule: messenger RNA, 2000 nt
Organism: Aspergillus homomorphus CBS 101889
Lineage: Eukaryota; Fungi; Ascomycota; Eurotiomycetes; Eurotiales; Aspergillaceae
Product: cytochrome P450
Exons: 5
Coding region: 336-1844 (502 amino acids)
Molecular function (GO): monooxygenase activity; iron ion binding; oxidoreductase activity, acting on paired donors, with incorporation or reduction of molecular oxygen
Source: RefSeq, a predicted model, not a curated record
AAGACCAUAGCAUCGAGCCGUCUCGCAACAAGAGCGGGGUAUUCAGAAUUCCUCAUAUGACCAAUCGAAGCAUAUCCUCACCGGCUGUCAUGGCUCGGUGCUACAGCUCCUUGCAUACUGGUGGCUUCUAGCCGACGCUGGGCCACUCAGCAGUCACGGAUUAAUGAAGAUUAGCAGUCUCGGCCCUUGACUAGGGCGGGGAUAGUCGUAUCAAUAUUGACUACCAUUGACAACCACUAUAAAUCUCUGCGGCUCUUCCCAAGUACCCUCUCACCUCCUGAAUUCGUUUGAUUUUCCCUGUCUCCACAGUCAUUGGGCGCUGGCCGUUGGAAAGUAUGGCAGCUCUGGCAGUCUUUGGCUGCAGUAUCGCCCUGUAUCUUGUACUCAGGAGUAUAUACCGAGUUUACUUUCAUCCCUUGAGUAAGAUUCCUGGUCCCAAGCUGGCCGCAAUCACUCACGGCUACGAGUUCUACUUCAAUGUGAUCAAGGGAGGGCUAUUUAUCUGGGAGAUUGAACGAUUGCAUCAAGUAUAUGGUCCUAUUAUUCGCAUCGGGCCAGGACAAGUUCAUAUCAGAGACCCCGAUUACUAUGAGGAGGUCUACGCAUCCAGAGCCCGUAAGCGAGAGAAGGAUCCAGUCACCGUCGCCCGCUUCGCACUGGACGGCUCGGUGUUCUCCAGUAUCACAGAUGAAGACCAUCGCUCACGUCGUGCGCCGUUGGACAAGUUCUUCUCGAAACAGGCCAUUUCAAACGUCGAGUACUUGAUCCGUGAGAGUCUCGACAAGCUCGUACGUCAUCUUCGCACUGCCCAUGAAUCACACAAGGUGGUUCAUUUAGAUGCUGGAUUUGCCGCCCUGACCGCCGACGUAAUCCAUGUAUAUGCAUUUGGGUUCAACCCAGGGAAUCUGGAUCAAGAUGGCUUCAACGCCAACGUUCGGGAUGGGAUCAAUGCGCUCUUCCAGAUGGGCCAUAUCGCUUACUUCUUUCCUUUCAUACAAAACCUCAUCAACGCGCUGCCGCUGCCCGUGCUGCGUAAAUUGAGCGCACCUGCAUAUGCACUGGCGCGCCAGAAGAAGGAUAUCUAUGAGUGCGGUGCUGCGGCACUGAAAUCCAGUCUUGCAACGCAGAAGUCUGGGAAUCCAACAAUUUUCGAAGCCAUUGCAGGGCCAAAGAUGCCGGAACAUCUCAGAACGCCUGAGCGACUCAUGAACGAAGGCUUCACGUUGACAGUUGGCGGCACGGAAACCACUGCUCGCUCGCUGGCGAUCGCGAUGUACCAUCUGAUCGACAGACCUGAGGUCCUGAAUAAGCUGCGAGAGGAGCUCAAGCAGGUGGUGCCCACGCCGGAUUCCCGUCCCACAUGGAACGAGCUGGAGAAACUUCCUUAUAUGUCCGGAGUGGUCAACGAAACCUUGCGCCUUUCCACAGGAAUCGCUAGCUACUCACCCCGAGUUGCUCCUACGGAGGCAUUGCAAUAUAAAGGCUACACGAUCCCACCCGGGACUCCUGUUGGUCAGACGCACUACUUCAUCCUCAUGGAUCCUAACAUCUUUCCGGAUCCGCACGCUUUUGAGCCCGAACGCUGGAUCCGGGCCGCUGCCACGGGAAACCGUCUGGAUCGCUAUUUGGUGAACUUCUCGAAGGGAAGCAGGAUAUGCGUUGGCUUGAACUUGGCUUAUGCAGAGCUCUACCUUGUCAUCGCGACACUUGUGCGCCGGUUCGAGAUGGAGCUGUAUGACACACCUCGAAGCACCAUCGAACUCAAACGCGAUUAUGGCACGCCGUAUCCUGAAGAGGGACACUUGAAGGUGCAGGUGUUGGUGACCGGUCUUGUCACUGAAUGAAACCAGAUAUGUUUGGCUCGCAUUCAUUGGGUCUAGGACAAUUUCACUGAAUACUGACGAAGUGGUGCAUUUCGUGCUAAUCUUCAGAUACUUUACGGUUACAUUUCACGAAAGAGAGUGGACUUGCAAACUAUCAUCACUGCAUUCAAACUUCCA